Messenger RNA from Anopheles darlingi, 2395 nucleotides. It is a transcript of the gene Rint1, whose product is annotated as RINT1-like protein. NCBI's taxonomy places the organism in Eukaryota, Metazoa, Arthropoda, Insecta, Diptera, Culicidae. The record is from RefSeq and is a predicted model, not a curated record. The transcript has 5 exons. Gene Ontology annotation, biological process: retrograde vesicle-mediated transport, Golgi to endoplasmic reticulum; regulation of ER to Golgi vesicle-mediated transport; endoplasmic reticulum to Golgi vesicle-mediated transport. Bases 94 to 2277 code for a protein of 727 amino acids. Gene Ontology annotation, cellular component: Dsl1/NZR complex.
GAUGUGUUGAUUCGCUGGCGGUCUCUGGUUUGGAAAAUUGAACCCGGAAUCCUUGGUUGGUAGAUCGAUUGUAAAAUCGCCGCGGAGUGGAAAAUGGCAUCCGAAAGGAGUGAGGUGGACCAAAGGUUAAUCGCGCGCUUCAACCAAGAGUUGGAUGCGGAUCUGAAAAAUAUGCAUAAAUGUGCAGACAUGGUCAAGUUUUAUCGGUCCAAGUUGGAAGAUCUGCGUGAUCGGAUCACCUUAACCAAGGACGAUUGCAUUCCGAGCGUGAAGAGUAUGGUGGAGACCAGCCAAACGAACAUACAGGAGCUGGAAUCGAAGGAAGCCACCGUGGAUGAAUACGAGGAGAAGAUUGUCCAGCGGAUCGAAACACACCGAGAACUGAUGAACGAUAUCGGUGGGAGGUUGGAACGGAUUCGAGAACUCCAGACGGUACGCGAUUAUCUGACGCUCGUCCAGGACAUCCAACACAUUAGCCAGGAGCUGGAGGUGUCGGUCAACGGGAAGGAUGAUACAAAACCGGUUGCACUUUACGUUGCCCUGGCCGGUCCGAACAGUAUUCUCGAUCGCCUCCGAGGUAUUGAGGCGCCGCAACUUAAAAUGUACGCUCGGAACACCGCCUUUCACUGGCACGAGGUGUUGCGGGCCAAGUAUUCGGCCGAGUUCGAAGCUCUACUGAAAAAGGUCCGCUGGCCCAACCUCAACCAAACACUGGAACAAUUCAAUCCAUCGAAGGAACACAUCAGCAAGCUGGUGCAGCUGUCGGAGCAUCUGUUUCUGUUGAAGCUACCGCCCGGCGAUCAGGAGCUGCUGAACGUGAAGCUAACACCUUGGAUCAUCAGCCCACCAUACUCGGCACCGGUGGAGCUGUUUGUGAAACCGUUCCGGUUACGCUUUCAGUUUCACUUCACCGGCACCAAGCUAACGAACCGGAUGGACCGCCCAGAAUGGUACCUGACACAGGUGCUAACGUGGGCAAAGGAGAACCACAUUUUCGUCGGUCAGCACUUUCAAUCGCCGGCACUCAGGGCGGGCAUAGCGGACAGCAGCGUGAGGCUUGAAUUCGUGAGGGGCCUUGUGCAGUUGGCCGUGGAGAAAUUGAUUGCCGAUAUUGAGCACAUUGUGCGAGACGAAGCCCUCUUUGCUCAUCUCAUUGACGAGGUGCUAGCAUUCGAAACGGAGCUACGGAACCUGCUCGGCUAUCCGAGCAGUUUACCCAGCGUAAUGUCGGUCCUUCUGCAACCGGUAUACUUCCUCAAGUGGAUGGCUAUUGAAGAGAAGUUUACCACGGACAAGAUGGACGCAAUGCUGAAUACGGACACGGAGGAUCCGUUCGAGCUGCUAGAUCCAGCCAACUUGGACGAGCUCAAGAUUCCCAAAUGUGCCGAUCAGUUUGCGCGCCUGCUAGAUGCAAUAAAGGAGCGCUACUGCGGUCUACCGCAGCCCGGUCAGCAGCUUCAGUUUCUCGAUCUGCAACUCAAACUGAUCGAUAACUUCCGGCGCCGGCUAGUGCAGCUUUACAAUGAUAGCGCGAUGGAAGUGAACCCAACGAAAAUCAUUAACGCCAUCAACUAUCUCACGUCGGUGCUGCGCGAGUGGGGCGAAAACGUACACUAUCUGCAUCUGCAUGCCGCCCUGCAUGGUACGGACGGGCAAAACAUAAACUCCGUGUUCGAUCGCACCAUCGAAGAGCUCGAUCACUGGCAGCGUACGCUGGUGCAACGGAUAGUGACGUGGAUUGUGUACGAAAUCACGGCCCGCUCGCGACCAUAUCGGCACGAUCUGUGGCCCUCGAUGGCGAUGCACGAUGUCAAGGAAUCGCUCACGUUGUCGCCGACGGCGAGCGAAAUGUUUCAGACGAUCAUUAAGCUCCUGCACGACCUGUACCACGAACUGUCGGCCAAUGUGUUCACCAUUGUGCUCCGCAUGGUUGCUGGCCAGCUGGACGAGUGGCUGCUGACGAGCAUGAUUAUGAAUACCAAGUUCUCGCCCGGUGGUAUCCAGCAGUUUCACUAUGACAUGACGCGCAAUCUGUUCCCGCUGUUCGGCCAGUACGCUAUCGAACCGAAACUGCUGUUCAAACGGAUCCAUGACGUUUGCAUUCUAUUUACGCUUCCACUCGGCACGGCCGUGCUGCUGCGCGAGACGCUACGCGGUGAAACAACGGACAGUGAGGAAAUAACGCGGGCCCUCCGAGAAGUAGGCAUGACCAUCUUCAAUCGCAGCUCCGCGCUCGAAGUGCUCGAUCGAAGGAAUGAUAUGCCAUCGAUUGUUUAAUGCGUUGCGAUUGUUGAAACGCGAACCAAAAACAGAUUCCAGAUCGUUCUUAUACGUUAACACGGGGAAAAGUGAAAUAUUUUGUUAAAUAAUAUUUAUUUGUUUUACACUCUAUGCA